This is a messenger RNA of Trichoderma asperellum CBS 433.97, 2583 nucleotides long. RefSeq lists its product as uncharacterized. Gene Ontology annotation, cellular component: membrane; COG complex; cis-Golgi network. The record is from RefSeq and is a predicted model, not a curated record. Lineage: Eukaryota; Fungi; Ascomycota; Sordariomycetes; Hypocreales; Hypocreaceae. Gene Ontology annotation, biological process: Golgi organization; autophagy; intra-Golgi vesicle-mediated transport.
UAAAGUUAGCCGUGCUUCAGUAACUUGCAGCCUCCUGCUUCGAGCCCUGGGCCACCAUGUACGAGGACGGCUGGUACAGCUUCGUGCCGGAGCUUAGCAACAACAGCAACGCCAGAAACGAGACCUCCAAUGGCAGGCCUCGCGGGCAUCAGCGCAAGGAAUCGCUCCUACAGCAGCCUAAUGAGGCCAGCAACAUUGCCGAGAUCCUUGAAGAUGUGCUAGAGGAAGCAGAACAUACAAACGACCCUCCCGAACCCGCAUUGCUCCGACGAGCUGCCUCAUACUCCGAUUUCUACGAUGUUGUCAGGGCCGAGCUCUUCAAAGAUGCCCCACGCAGGCCACGGCGGAAGGCUGGCAGGAAGAGCAGGAAUUGGGAGGCCUUGACGCUCUUCAACGAAGAGUCUACAACUUCUCAGUAUUACCAGACGGAAGAAGUGUCCUCAAAAUCUCUGGACGACCUAUUGUUGGAAGAGAGCCAACAAGAAUAUUCGCUGUAUCGCGACCAAUUGAAGAUGACCGAGCGCCACCUCGAAGGCUUAAUUGGCAAUGCCAACGAUAGUUUGAAACUGUUGACCACUUUAUCGCAAUCAUUUUUGUCCGUUGAGGCUCAGACCUCGACCUUCCAAGCUCAGUGCGAAGAGCUCCUGACAGAACAGCGGCGGUUGGAGAAGCUUGCCGAUGAGGUCGGGACAGAUCUCUACUAUUACGCCUAUCUAGAAAAAGCUACAAGACGCCUAAAUGCUCCCGGUGCCGGUCGCUUAAUAGAGGAUGAUGAUUUUAGUGAGAUGGUGGAGAACAUCGAUUCUUGCAUCAAAUUCAUGACUACCCACGAGAAUUACCGAGAACGCGACUCAUAUCUAGCACGAUACAGCGCCUUACUUACCAAGGCCUUGCACCUUCUUGACCACGGUUUCAAUAGUUCUUUGGAAAAGGUCUCCAGUGACAUUGCUCGUCAGAUUGCAGCUACAAAAUCAGAGUCUGCUCGCCACGCUUUGGCAUACGGAAGAUUCGAAGAGAUGAUGGCGGAUUCUUAUUCUCUAUUGCCAAAUACUCGAAGAGUAGUCCGAUCGGCCUACCAUGCGUAUGGGCAGCCAGUAGAAGUCUCAGCCACCUCUACGACAUAUGUCAAUGCUGUUAAUACCAUCUUCCGAACAUAUUUCACAACCCGCGAUCGAGACUUGAAAGUAAUGGCACAACAUGAUCUAGAUGAAUACCAGAAAGAGGUCAAAAGUCUGUCAGUGGAGACAGCUUCUAGGAAUUUCAUCAAACAGUUAUUCGAGCGAAUGUAUAGUGAAGACGUUCUUUUUACCAAAAUUUUCAACAUAGAACUCGCAUGGAGCCCUCUUCCGGAAUCGGCUUUCCAAGCGGUCAAGCUGGUCAACACCACAAUGGUUCAUCCUGGCAAUAUCGUGCCAUUAGCGACGAAUUUACAGGCCGUCUUUCAGAACGCUCAGCUCACAGAAACGUGCAGCAUAGUUGGCUGGCUAGCUAAUGAAUAUGCAGUGGCGGACUUGGAUGAAGAUGAAUCUCCAUCCUUUAGAAAGUACAGGGAAUAUGCCGCCAGGCUGCUCGCAGAUCAUUUGUGGCCAUUUACCGACAACUUAUUUGAAGCAGAAAUCGUGAAAUCAAUUACCAGGGCCCCAACUCAAGAUGGUUCUUUGAAGAUUAGCCCUGUUGUAGACGGAGUGGCUUCUUCAAACGCAUAUCCCUUGGUGAAACGAGCCAUUGAGCUCCUCGCCAUGUUUGACCGGGCAAUGCCUAAAGAGCGAUCCGCCAAGAACAGCCCCGUGGUGUUUAAAAUUGUGCGAGAAACAAUUCAGAUUCUUCAGCGAGCUGAGGCUAGGAUCAAAUCACUCAAGACCGAUACCGAUCCGGAUCUCUUCAUGGUCAAGAAUUUACUCAUUAUUAAGAAUGAGCUGGUAUCACUCGAGAUUGGUGAUAUACGAAGCCAACCCCCAGCCAUGCAGCAUUUUGGACAGAUUUGGGAUACACUGAGUCCCCAAAACUGGGUGGGAUUUUUCGGAAGCGUCAUCAGCGGCAAUCUCUGGUCUCGAGGGGCGCCUUCAGUUACAGCCAAGACGCUGACAGUAGAAGACAUGAGCGAACAGCUAGACGAGCUAUUACGCCAGUCCAUUUAUGCAUUCACAAAGCGAUGGGGAUCUCUCAUCAACGAUUCUCAGAGCAGAAAAGUAGGAGUGAAGCCUAUAGCGAAGGUAGAGGCUGAUCUUGAGAACAUACUCCAAACAGCGUUCAGCAACCAACCUGAAGUAAUUGCGAAGCUGAAAGAAGCCAUUCAGCUAAACGCGCAAGCACAGACGGACGCAAAGAAUGCAGACAAUGGGGCACGGAGGUACUAAAAAAAAGGACCAUGAGCGCAGAGCUCGAGCACCUAGAGGGCGCAGUAGACCUGAAUGAUGAUAAUGAUUUUGCUCAAUGAUACAUGAUGACCCGAGUGGAGAUGUACAAAAACAAGUAAAUUGAGGGGAAGUUGUUGGGCUAUUUGGCCGAUCAUUUCGGUGUUGUGUCAACGAAACACGAGACAACUCCAAUUCCUAGUUCAGCCGUCCCUUAUCGCUCUCAACU